Molecule: messenger RNA, 2191 nt
Organism: Dermacentor silvarum
Lineage: Eukaryota; Metazoa; Arthropoda; Arachnida; Ixodida; Ixodidae
Exons: 5
Coding region: 344-1585 (413 amino acids)
Source: RefSeq, a predicted model, not a curated record
AUAAUUCGACAGCUUUAUAAGUAGACUAUUUUUAUCAAAACACUUCCCUUAUUUUUAACGUUAAAGGCUUCUUCGUGUAGAUUUCGUGAGUGCGUUUCGUGCGGCUGCGAUUGUAACCAACAUUGUAGCCAUGUGCACUUUGGCACUGUGCUAGCGUCUUGUGUUUACGAUAUGAAGUGUUUGCGAACACGCGUUGUAAACUUAAUUUUGUCUCUUGUAAGCGUUGUGUUGACGUUUGUAAUUUAAUGUAGUUAGCUGCGUCGCUGAAGGCCGGUCAUCAAAAUAUUCCAACUGCGAAAGUCGGCGGUGUACACCUAUGCAAAAGGUAUGAACGCGUGAAAAAAUGACUGGCUGCAGUGUACCUGGGUGCAAGAAUCGCGCGGAACACGGGAAACCGUUCUAUUGCAUUCCUGUCGGCCAGUCGGUGCUGGAACGUCAACGUCGUCUUCAGUGGCUUUUGCGUAUGGAACGCGAUAUACCGACCUCAAAAGGUGCCCGGAUAUGCGAGGACCACUUCACAGAUGAUCAGUUUGAAAGCUGCACAUCCAAGGGCAAGAGGAAAUUGAAGCGCAAUGCUGUGCCCAGCAUAUUUCCAUCCAAACGUCAAGCACCAAGGGAGAGCGCACCAAUGAGAAAUUGUGCACGACCUAGUCAUGAAACGGCACAAGUUGACAAUUCGUCGCAGCCUCAUGAAGCACCUCAAUGUGAUGGCAUGCAACAGAGUGAUAGUACCGUGCUUUCCACUGAUGACCCAGAACCAAGGAAUGUGCUAUUAGACGGUGGUGCAAACCAGACCACUUGUACAUCAUCCAGUGGCAGUGCGGCCCUCGUUAACAUUGCACCAAGUACAAAUUUCCCACUGCAAAGUGCGACAGUGCUGACACCUUUACAGACUGUGACCGUUGCACCUGUGCAACAGCAGACUCAGACUACUGUUCUCCUUCAGGAUACAGGUGCACCAACUCCUAGAUAUGCCGUGACAUACUUAUUCCCCAGCCUUGGAGCGUACAAGUUGACAUCACAUGUCGCUGUACCUGCUUCAUCAUUGUUGCCCACCGUCGAGCCACACAAACAAGCAGUGCCAGUUCCCUCACAGCCAUCCGCAGUGUCCCCUUUCCUGCCUAAGAAGCCCCCCAAGACUCAGAGGGAGGAGGAACUCGAGCGAAGGCUUGCCUUGGAACGCAAGAAACGCCGAAAAGCUGAGAUGGAGAGAGACGAGUUGCGUCGUUCCGUGAAGCAUCUUUUGGUCGACGACCAAGUGAGAGCGCUUGAGAGGGGAACCAUGAGGGGUAGCUCCUGGUCCAGGGAGACAAUACAGAAGGCCCUGAAGCUCAGAGCGAUGGGUGGGCGCCGUGUGUAUGACUACGUCAAGUCGCAUGUGGUGCCACUGCCAGCACAGAGGACAUUGCAACAGCUUGUGAAACGGAUGAAGGAAGCGAAUGGAGAGCAAGAAUUCCUUUCUGACGAGUUCAUGGAGGCAGCCGAUGGAGAGCAAGAUUGUCUUUCUGACGAGUUCACGGAGGCAGCCGAUGAAGACCAAGCAUAUUUUUAUGAAGAUUUCACUAUAUCGGAAGAGGAUGAUUGAUGGCUUUGUGGCAUCACGCGUCAUCCUUUUAAGAGCCAUAUGUCUUAUUUAUUUGAAAUAAUUGGUUAGUAGCAAAUCUGUGAUUAAGGAAAGCAGUGUGCUAUGCUAACCAGUACCAUGGAAAGCAGCUAAAGUCCUCAGCUUAAUAUCAUUCUGCUGAACCCUUAAGUGCCUGCAACUUAUUCUUUUACUUCCACAGCUGUUGCGAGCCACAUUGCACUUCAUAUAAAUCUGUACAGUAUUGAUAGAAUGUCAUUUGAAUGCAUACAUUGGGAGGCAGAUGGCAACAAAAGUGGCUGGCAUUCUCUUACUGGGCAUUGUUUAGUCAUGAAAGGUCUACAGCACAAAUUCAGGCUGUAGUUCAUCUGUUCAUGAUGACCCACAGUUGCAUAACAUGAGGGACAUGACAGCAACAUACAAAGUGCUGACUUCCAAGUUCCAAAUUGUUUUUAUUAUUGAUAGGGCACAUAUCGAUAGUUGAGAGAAACACAGAAAACAUAGUUUGCACUGUGUGUUGAAAGACAUCUUUCUUAUCAAGAUAGAUGGAAGGGGUGCUAACUCAUAAAUAUGCACCUUUUGACAAACAAAAUUCAGUUUGUACGUCUC